GCGGGCUGCGACCGCGGUCGUGAGGAACGUUGCGGGGCGGUUAGUGACCUCUCAGAGUCCGCGAUAAAUGGUGCGUCCUGCCUUAGCUGUUCAUAAAUAGCAAGAGUGCCCUGUCCAUCCAGAAAGAGCUUUAACUGCAAGAAUUGCAAAUUAACAAUAACCUUGAAGAGAAGAUUGGGUUUAACUGUUGGAUCCUGAGUUUUUCAAUAAAGAGAGUUGAAUGCUGUAAGAAGGAACUGGAAAUGAAAGAACCAUCAUGAAAAAGAUCUCAAAGAGAAAAGAAGAUAUGAAAAAAAAGAUGCAGAAGAAAAUCAAAAUGUAAUGGAAACGUUGAGAGGCAAAGUAAAAGAGAAGCUAAAAAAUGCUAAGAUUAAUCAAGGUGAAAAAUCCUCACCUCAGCUACUCAUUGAUGAGAAGAUAUAUCAGUGGCCUAAGAUCGAAGUCUCCCUGGAUGAAGGUCUUUGGUUUUUCAUGCCAAGUGGUGAAGAAGGCUCAGCUGUGGGCUGGUGUUCAGAGCAGAGAUCGGUAAAUGAUAGUUACCCCAAACAUUUUUCACCUGGUGAUAAUUUACAAAAUUUUGCUGAAGGCCAAGAUGAAGAUUUUAUGGAGGAAAUCAUUUCCCCAGAUUUACUUGAAGUAAAAGCUGCUGAAUAUGAAGAUAAUCAAGAACAAAUAAAAAAACAACAGGCAAACAUUUUUGUGCCAAGUAAUUCUCCAGUGGUCAACCAGCGUAAACUGCCAAAAGAUAUGAUUCCACGCAUUUUAGAAGAUGAAGGAUUCUAUAUUCAGAGAAAGCCACAAAUACAUAAAAAGACCUGCAACAAAAUGGAAGAUCGCCUGCUUACCCUAGAAGAGGGAAAGUGUUGGUUUGAAGAGAGUGGAGAAAUUAUGUCAUUACCUUCACCCAUUAGACAGUCAUGGAAUUUCAGGCUAACCACAAGCAAGAGAUCUUUAAAUCCAGCGCUAAAGACCAUAUACAGAAAGGCAGUGAAACCUGAUCUGGAAAGCUCUAUUAGGAACAAAAUGGAAGGUCAAAGGAAAAUGUACCAAUUAGAUCUCAACAUUGUGGGUUUCCAAUUCAGCCAUCAUCCUCUCUUCAAUCAAGAACAAGUAUUAUGUGCUAGGCUGCUUCAACUUUGUGAGUGUUUCCAGGACAGGCAGCAACAGAAUUUACCUCAGCUGCUUUAUGAGAAGCUGAAAGCACUGACAGAUGCUACCAAAUUAGCAAACGAAAAUUUGGAAAUAAGCCAACUGACCAAAAAAUCUUUACAAGAUUAUUAUUGGCAGAUAAGUAAUACAAAACAGCGCUAUGAGUUAGAAAGGGGAAAAGACUCCUCUCUAUUACACAGUAUAUUACGGACUUGGAAACAAAUAAAAUCCCUUCGACAACGGCAGGGGUUUACAAGCACCCCAGUAAAGUUACAGUUUCAAAGGAUAAAAAUGAAUAAAUGUGAUGAACUAAACCAAGAAGAACUGUUAGAAAUGUCUGAAACUGAGAAGAAAACUGAAGGAAAAGCAUUUAAGAAUGGGGAAAAACAGGAGAGCUUCUCAUAUUCAGCUUCAGAACUUGAAGAAUCAGAUAUUAAAAGAAUAAGGCCAAUUACCUUGAUGCCACAACUCUCUUUCACUGCAGAAUUAACAAACUUAUCCAAGUGUUCACUGCACGAACAAAAGAGGAGAGCCAAAAUUCAGAAGCUUAAGUAUUUUAUUAAAAUAUUAUACAACAAUAAACAGGUUUCUUGCACUUCAGUAUCUCCUCUUCAGUUUGAUUUUAAAGUCAUGUUCCAGCAAAUUUUCAAUAUUCAGUUAAUAUACUGGCCUGAAACAAUUUGCUUGGAGAUUUAUGAGAUAAGUAAAAGGACAAGCUUAUUGGCAAAACUAUAUUUACCUUUACCUAACAACACAGAGUUGAAAAGCAAAACUGUUUUGGAAUAUGUAGAGUUUAGCUCUGAUGAGCUCGUCAUACCUGCAUAUGGAGAAGUAGGAAGCAAUGUACCUUUUCUUCUUGAGGGAAAUGGAACUGAGGAACUUUGUCUUUUGACAUCAGGAAAACUGAGCUACUCUCUAUCGUGGGCUUUAGACGAAAAUGGUAUUCCUCGCACACCCAUGUCACAGUCAUUAAGAUCUGCUUACUGCAGUGUGUUAAGGAAUGUAGAUGCAAGAGGGGUUCCUGGAAUUCCAUGGCUCAUUAAUGCACAGAAGCUUUUUGAGUGGGCAAAUGAAGUAAAAAUCGAUCCAAAUAAUCCAGAAUAUUCUGAUUUAAUGGAAUUUAUUAUGUACGUGACACAUAAAGGACAGGAUAUUCCAAAAUCUUUUCGUCUUGAACAGUUGCAGGAUGAAUUUAACUUUGUUUCUGAAGAAGACAUGAGAAAGAGUAAACGUUUCCAGCUAUUGCAACUUAGAAAUGCAGGUCAAUUAGACAUUUUCCUUCUGCAGCAAAUACCCCUUUAUGACAAAGAUAUUCCAGAUUUAGUCUUCCAGGAAUAUGAAAGUCAGAUAGAGAAGGAUAUCGCCAUUUCAGAUGUCAAUUCUAUUACUGCACAAAGGAUUAAUUCUGCCAAUUUUCUGAAAAAGGUAACAAUAACAAAAUAG
Zalophus californianus (California sea lion) is the source of this 2592-nucleotide messenger RNA. RefSeq names its product protein CC2D2B-like. The coding region runs from base 322 to 2592 and encodes 756 amino acids. The record is from RefSeq and is a predicted model, not a curated record. The transcript is spliced from 20 exons. Gene Ontology annotation, biological process: protein localization to ciliary transition zone; non-motile cilium assembly. Gene Ontology annotation, cellular component: ciliary transition zone. Lineage: Eukaryota; Metazoa; Chordata; Mammalia; Carnivora; Otariidae.